GAAAUAAUGAAUUGUCUUUGGUAAGUGGUAACAGCUUGAGUCUUGACAAUCAUGGCGAGCACGUCGAGAAUCGAGGCGAAUAAGGUGGUGUGUUAUGCUCACCCAGAUGCUCCGCUUAUUGAGGAUUAUCGAGCGGGUGACAUGAUAUGCUCUGAAUGCGGUCUCGUCGUUGGUGACAGAGUUAUAGAUGUGGGUUCAGAAUGGCGUACAUUCAGCAACGAAAAAUCAGGUGUUGAUCCAUCUCGUGUUGGUGGGCCUGAAAAUCCACUUCUUUCUGGGGGUGAUUUGUCUACGAUAAUUGGUCCUGGCCGGGGCGAUGCUUCAUUUGACAGUUUUGGAGUGUCAAAGUAUCAAAACAGAAGGAACAUUAGCAGUACUGACAGAGCAUUGAUAAAUGCCUUUAGAGAAAUAAAUACUAUGGCGGAUCGGAUAAACUUGCCAAAGACUAUUGUUGACAGAGCAAAUAACUUGUUUAAACAGGUACAUGACGGUAAAAACUUGAAAGGCAGAGCAAAUGAUGCAAUAGCAUCUGCUUGCCUCUAUAUAGCAUGUCGGCAAGAGGGAGUGCCUCGUACAUUCAAGGAAAUAUGUGCAGUCAGCAAAAUCAGCAAAAAAGAAAUUGGGCGAUGCUUCAAAUUGAUAUUGAAGGCGCUAGAGACGUCUGUGGAUCUUAUUACAACAGCCGAUUUCAUGUCUCGUUUCUGUUCCAACCUUGGACUACCAAACUCUGUUCAACGAGCGGCCACACAUAUUGCGAGGAAAGCUGGGGAACUGGAUAUUGUGUCUGGAAGAAGUCCUAUAUCUGUGGCUGCUGCUGCAAUUUAUAUGGCGUCACAGGCAUCUGAAGAUAAGCGCAGCCAAAAAGAAAUCGGUGACAUAGCUGGUGUAGCAGACGUAACAAUAAGACAGUCUUACAAACUUAUGUAUCCUUACGCAAGUAAAUUAUUCCCAGAUGACUUCAAAUUCGCAACACCAAUUGAAUUCCUUCCGCAAAUGUAAUUUUGAAAAAGGUUUGUCGAUGUCUGAAAUUUAUUCCGCAUUUCUAUAUUUAGAAUGCAGUUUUUAAAUGUACCUUAUUGUCUUUGGAGAAUUCAAGUGCGCACAGAAAACAGCAUGAAAGCAUGAAAAUACCAUAAAUUAUAUCGAGAAUGUGACAGCUGUCAUAUUUAUUCAUAGACUACACAACAAUCAUUGAGUAAGAUUGUUCCAGUACGUUUAAUUCUCGUUAAUUGUAUUGGCGUUGCAUUAAGGUUUACAUAACAUGUAGAUAAAAGUAAUCUUGGUGAUAAUUACCCUCUUUUUAUAUAUAUGGAAAAUGUGAACCAACUAAUUCUGGUGUAUUGAACUAAUAUUAUUUAUUAUAAGGAAAAUGUAAAAUGCUUUAAAAAAUUGAAACAAAUAACAUAAUAAACCUUUAAUUUACGCAAAUAUAAUUUAAAACACUGGAUUAAAACUGAAAUUAAAAUAAUAAGUUUUAAUCCCGAUUUAUUAAUUAAAUACAAAAUAUAAAAUAAACAGGAAUAAUAUUACUUUAACAUGUUUUAGUUAUUCUAUCUCAUUAAUUCUUUACUUGACGUGAAUAAGUCAAGACAACUCUAAAUGAACAAAAUAUGGAAAAUUCCUAUUCUAUAGCUAGUUCCUAAUCAUGGCUCACUAUUUACACAAAAGUUGUAAAAUUCCAUUCUAUAUAUUUUUAUUUAAAAGUCGACUUAUCAACUCAUUUACGCCGGCCAUGAAAUUCCCAUAACAAAGUAAAUUGAGUAAUAAUUAUUUAAAAUUCCAUUUUUGGGAAUACUAAGUUGAUUUUCGGGAUAAAAUAUACUAUUUAUUUGUUAAACUAUAAAUGGUGUUUCAUCUAACUAUUUUAAAUAUUUAAUUAAGUCUCAAAUUAUGAUGACUGGUAAUAUCGUAAAGCAUGUAAGUAUUACUCUUGUUGUACUAAGAAUAUUGUGAAUUUAUAAGUUUAUGCACAAGACAUACAUAAAAAAUUCUAAUUUUAUGUUAACUUCCCUGAAAAUUUGAC
Pieris napi is the source of this 2023-nucleotide messenger RNA. RefSeq names its product transcription initiation factor IIB (gene TfIIB). The record is from RefSeq and is a predicted model, not a curated record. Gene Ontology annotation, biological process: transcription preinitiation complex assembly; transcription initiation at RNA polymerase II promoter. Lineage: Eukaryota; Metazoa; Arthropoda; Insecta; Lepidoptera; Pieridae. Gene Ontology annotation, cellular component: transcription preinitiation complex; nucleus. Bases 52 to 999 code for a protein of 315 amino acids. Gene Ontology annotation, molecular function: RNA polymerase II general transcription initiation factor activity; TBP-class protein binding. The transcript has 5 exons.